AUGCCCAAUAGUGUCGUGAGCAGCAACAGCGGCGGUGGUCCCCACAAGGAGGACAUCGCCCAGCUCAGUGCACUUUUUGCGGAGGGCGGGUUUGACAAGGAUGCGCUGGAGGGGCGCUACCUGAACCAGCUACGGCGAGCCCGGCAGCUGGGGGUGCAGCUGGAGGCGGAAAAAACGCAUAGCCGUCGACUCGCAGCUGAGCUUGCGGCGCUGCAGGCGAAGAUGCAGGAUGUAAAUAGCGGCAGAGACGGUGAAACCUCAAAGAGGCGUGUGCGGCAGGCAGGUGGCAGUGAACAAGGUGAGGAGCAGCAAAGUACGAUGGCUGCGCUUAAGGAGCGCCUCGAGCGGGCGUACAUACAACUGAACGAAAGUAAACUGCAGACGGAGGAGCACAAGAAGGAGUCGCAGCGCCUGCGUAAGCUGCUGCUGCAAGAGAUUGGUGGCACCCCACAGGAGUUAGAGACACUGCUGAAAAGCACAGCAGAGACUGGCGGGGGCUGGCGGGGGCGAGCGCAGCAAAUCGUGCUUCUAAAAGGCAAAGUGAAGGAAUUAGAGCGAACUCUGGCAGCAACGGCGGCUACCGUGAGUGCGUCAGCGAACUCGGAUGAUGAUAGUAGUGGAGUCGGCAACGGUGGUGCUGCUGUUGCUGCUUCGGCGGCGGCGCUUGUGCGAGGACGAGCAGGCGGGGCGUCGGUAGUCACCGAUACUGCGACCGCAUUGACGUCACGUAACCGCGACUUGGAUGACGUGGCCCGUGAACGUGUGGCGGAGCUUCAAGGGCGCCGUUUUCUGCAGCUGCGGGAGGUGCAGGAUGAGCUUUACAAGCGCACGGCGGAGCUGGAGACGCAGAAGCGACGGGCUGAGGCGGCGCAGGCGCGUCACGUCAAUUUGGAGGCGGAUAACCGAACCCUUCGCGAGUAUCUGCAGACAGUGCUGACGAAGACGGAGAACGACAACCUCCUCAUCGACGCCUACAAGGAGGAGCUGGCGGGGCUGCAGCAAAGGCUACAUGCGGCGAGGAUGCAGCUGCAGGAAUGGGAAGCGUGGGAGGGUGGGGAGCCGCCAAAAGGACGAGGGGAAGAGGCACCGAAGCAUCGUGAACGACGCACGAACAACCCCUGCCAUCUGAGGGAAGAGAGGCUUGACGCGGACACGGCAGUGGCUCUUGCGGGGGCCGACGCAGCAAUCGAGAUCAACCGCUUGCGGAUGGAAAACGAGGAGCUUCGAGUUCGACUGAUCCGUUGUGGGAACCAUGAUGACAGUCGCCACUGCGGUGGUAGUAGUAGUAGGACUAGUAGUAGGAGUCCUGCCAGCCCUAGCUCCGGCGAUAAGCUCCACGGGAGGAACGACGACACUGCUCUCGUCCUGCACUGGCUGCGGACAGUGGCCCCAAUGCCGCCGACUGCGCAGGGUCAUGGGAGUGCGUGGCAGUCCCGUGUGGCGGAGGUUCUCCGCCGGGCGCACGCCGCCGUGUGCUUCGUGGAGCAGCAACACGAGGAAGAUGGCAACCGGCUCAGCAGGUGCUACGAAACCAUCAAGCAGCUGCAGGAGGAACCGAAGCGGCGAAAUGGAAGGCAGGCAAAGCGGGGAAGCAAACCCCACGAAGGCGGUGACGACGAGGAGGAAGACGGCGGGGCCGCAAUGAUGGCAGAUCUCGUUUUGCAGGAGAACCGGGCGCUGAAGAAGCGGCUCAAAAUGCUUCAGGCGUUGAUGGAAAAGGAGCGGAUGGCGUAUGAAUCACUCCGCUUUGCGCCCUCGGGUGCCAUGCUCGGUGACGCCACCACCACCACUACCACCACCAACAACACCACCACCACCACCAACACCAACGGGGACGAUGCGGCAUCAGCAGGGCUUAUUGGUGGUACACAGGUGACUGCCGCGGCGCAUGAGCAGCUAAAGGCUCAGUACGAAGAGCUGCGUUGUGCUUUCAAUUCUCUUCAGAAGGAGCGUCUUCGGCGUGGUGGUGUCUAA
This is a messenger RNA of Trypanosoma rangeli, 1974 nucleotides long. Its product is annotated as putative coiled-coil domain-containing protein 13 isoform X1. The transcript has a single exon. Lineage: Eukaryota; Euglenozoa; Kinetoplastea; Trypanosomatida; Trypanosomatidae. The record is from RefSeq and is a predicted model, not a curated record. Bases 1 to 1974 code for a protein of 657 amino acids.